This is a messenger RNA of Closterium sp. Naga37s-1, 1587 nucleotides long. Lineage: Eukaryota; Viridiplantae; Streptophyta; Zygnematophyceae; Desmidiales; Closteriaceae. The record is from the annotation of a GenBank genome assembly.
AUGGCUGGGUGGUCGCUGGAGGACCUGACGCUGGGGCUGUACCGGCUGAGCCUGAAGCACGCCGCCGGGAAAGACGUUGAUGCGAUCCCCGGCGACGUCGUCCGCAACAGGAAUGACCUGGAGGAGAUGCUUCAUUGGCUGCGGUGGGCCAUGUCAGCAUAUGAGACAGACGCUGCCGCCCUCGCGACUCAUCUCAGGAUCCCCCAGGGCGCCAUCCACAGGCAUGUGGGCACAUCUGCAGUGCACCGCCCAGCGCACUUUGUGGCGGUGAGCGAGGAGAGGCGGUGCGUGGUGGUGGGCGUGCGCGGCACGUCGCACCCUGCCGACGUCCUCACUGACCUCUGCUCGCACGCUGCUGCUUUCGCUGAUGGGCAUGCACAUGCGGGCAUGUUGGAGGCAGCUAAGUGGGUGGCGCAGUCACAGGGGCAGCUCAUUGCACAGCUGCUCUCGCAGAAUCCUGGCUAUUCACUCGUGACGGUGGGCCACUCCCUGGGGGCGGGCACAGCAGCGCUGCUCGCCAUGCUGCUGCGCCACCCGCCCUCCCUGCCCGCCCUCUCCCUCUCCCCGCACCUCCUCCCCCCGCCCGCGCUCUCCCCCUUCUGCUGGGCCUUCGCAUGCCCCUGCAUAGUGUCCCAGGACCUUGCUGAGACCGCCUUCUUUAUCCGCACUGUGGUGCUGCAGGAUGACAUUGUGCCGCGCAUGUCAACUGCAGCUCUCUCGGACCUCCGUACUGAAAUCCUCUCCACUGACUGGGCGGCAGUGGCGCGUGAUAACCCCGCAGCAGCGCGUCUGGCAUCACUCGCCUCAUCCACACAGACAGCCCUCGAGUCGUCGCUCGGCAUCUCCCAGGGCCAGCUGCUCCCCACGCUCUCCUCCCAUGCUGCCUCCUUCUUUCGCUCUGUCUCUACUCCCGCUGCUUCUGCGGGAGCGGGUCGAGGUGGGGGGCCAGGGGCAGGUGGGGCGGGGUGGCUGGCGUUUGCCGGCCGUGUUGCUGCUUCUGUGUCUGCUGCAGUGGAAACACAAGCCACGGCCGUUCCCGAAGCCUCUGCGGCCUCUGCAGCCCCGCCGGUGCGCCUGGUGGCCCCGGGACAGCUCUUCCACAUUCUGCGCAAACCACCCGCCUCCCUGCAGCAGCAGUUCAACCUGCCCCCUCCUCCUUCCACUCCGCGGCAGCAGCUGGAGGUUGUGGGCGCGACUGGCAUGGCAAGGCAAGGAGGGAAUGCAGGAUGGUUGGCGGCACACGGCGGCUUGACAUUGACACCUUCUGUUGGCCUGGCAGGGAGUGGGGGAGGCGGUGGAAGGGCCAAGGCGAGUGGGGAGGAGCAGGUGUUUGUGGAGGAAGAGACUAACAUGGAGACGCGAGGGCUGUUUGAUGGGGACACGCAGCAGUGUGGAAGAGAUGCGGGGAAUGUUGGUGGUGAAGCGACUGUGCCUGUGUUGGGAUCGUCGAUCUCACAUGUCGUGGUGCGCGGGUUUGAUCCUAAGUCACGGUUUUCACGCAUCAUUCUGAGCAACAACCUGCUUGCCGAUCAUAGCUGCAAACUUUAUGGGAAAGGGAUUAUUGACGCCAUGCUAUGGUGCUCAUAG